Messenger RNA from Dermatophagoides farinae (American house dust mite), 1072 nucleotides. RefSeq names its product mitochondrial ribosomal protein L9 (gene mRpL9). Gene Ontology annotation, cellular component: ribosome. The record is from RefSeq and is a predicted model, not a curated record. Lineage: Eukaryota; Metazoa; Arthropoda; Arachnida; Sarcoptiformes; Pyroglyphidae. Gene Ontology annotation, molecular function: structural constituent of ribosome. Gene Ontology annotation, biological process: translation.
CAAAACACGAUAGUCAAAAAAAAAGAAUGAAAAUAAAUAAAAAGAAAAUGUCUUCAGUUGGACAGACCGACUGAAAGAAAACAUGUACUGCUAUAUUCAUAUAGAACGUAUAUCAAUCAAGCAUACGAGCCGAUUCGAUUGACCAUAUGAUCGUUAAACAAUUGUCAACAUGUUCCAUCAAUUGAUUAACCAUCUUGGAUCGAAUUUUCUUCUUAAAUGUUCAUGCACUCAGGUAUCACGGCGAUCAGUGGUCAUCCUACGACGAAAAGUUCGUCUUCCUAGUCAACCAUCAUUAAUCAGUCCGCUGAUUGUUGGACCACUGUUGAAAGAACGACCACAUUAUCGUGAACCGAGACCGGUUGCGGAUUUCAUCUAUGAAGAAGUUGAAAAUAGUGAAAAAUUGGAAGAAACAAAAUUGAAGCUCAUAUUGUUGAAAACAGUCGAUGAACUUGGUGUACCUGGUGAAAUAGUUGAAGUUGAACGUGAUUUUGGCCGUUUUUCAUUGCUCAGUUCAAAUAGUGCUGUUUAUGCUUCACCGUACAAUCUGAAAAAAUUUCGACAACUAAUCGAAGCUGGUUCCAAAGAUCGUGUUGGACCUUCAUCAGCAUUUGUUGGACCAACAUUGAAAAAAUUGGCCAAUGACGUCAUAAUCGUUGUAAUGAACGAUGAACAUUCGUGGACAUUGAAACCUUGUCAUGUGAGAAUCGCAUUACGAGCUGCAGGUUAUUUGGUUCCAGAAGAAUGUAUUCGAUUACCCGAUACUCCGAUCGAUGGACCAGACAUUGAAGGCAAACAGGGUAAAGAUUUUGCCGUUACUGUUACAAUCAACAAUCGUGAAACGGUCAACGUACGAUGUUUGCUUCAUCACAAAGGUCAAACAUUGCGAUUGAAUUGGAAUCGGAAACCACGUCACAUUCUAUUGGAUGAACAGAAAAAGCUAUUAGAAUCAAUGCCAUGCAAAGAUGCGCUAGAAGAGGAUGAAUAUAAUUUAGUAGAUGAAUCAUAAUAUUUGUUUGUUUAUUUUUAAUUAUUAUAAUAAUUGAAUUAAUAAAAAAAUAAAAUUUUCUCAUUA